UUGAGAAGGCUUAAUCAAUUCAAUCAACCAUUUUCCUGCUACUCUUCUCUUCUCAGUAGUAGAUAUGGAAAACCAACAACACCGCCGUGAAUUGACCUCCACUAGCUCGGGCUUCUUCCUCCGUCAGAACUUGGAUCCAACAGACAAUCACGACUCCAGCCAUCGUCUUAACAUCAAAGAAAUGGAUUUCUUCUCUUCCGUUUCACUCGGUAAAUCUUUUGAGACUAGAAAUCACCACGCCCUAGAUCCUCAUGACAGGACGAUCAAUCACUAUGGAUCAUCAAGUGCUCCCUCAUCGGAUCGCCCGGUCAACACUGGACUGAAUUUGAACUGUGCAAGUCAUGGAAUGCCGAGAUUGGAAAACGAAGAGAAGAUCGACGCUGAAUCAAAAUUAAUCCAAAGGGAAUUGCGGAGACUGCAUGAAGAGAAUCAGAAGUUGAAGAACAUGCUGGAACAGAUCACGAAAGGCUAUAACCAACUGCAGGCACAUCUGUUAAUCGCUCUGCAUACACAAAAGGUGCAGAACGUUGAAGCAAAUGGGAUGUUGUCGGGGCAACAGGCAUUGGACCCACGGCAGUCCACCAAAUUAGACAUGAACAAUUCGGUUUCAGACGAUAUGACUCAGCAAGAGCUUUCAGUCUCUCCUUCAUCCAACAAUGCGGAGUUAAUGUCAAAGCAACGAGACCACCACUACCACCACCAAUCACCUAAACUUCCUGGAAAGCAAGCAACUUGUCCUGAAAAUAAUUCCAAGUCACAAGAUUCCAAGAGCGAAGAACAAAAGCCAGAUAUUCAUUUCAGAAAAGCCAGGGUUUCCGUGCGUGCAAGAUCAGAAGCCCUCAUGAUUAGCGAUGGAUGUCAAUGGAGGAAAUACGGUCAAAAAAUGGCCAAGGGUAACCCUUGUCCACGCUCCUACUAUCGCUGCACCAUGUCCGUUGGAUGCCCAGUUCGUAAGCAGGUGCAAAGAUGUGCCGAGGACAAGACGGUGCUGAUAACAACAUACGAAGGGAGUCACAGCCACCCUCUCCCACCGGCCGCCACUGCCAUGGCAAACACGACAUCUGCAGCGGCGGCGAUGCUUCUAUCAGGUUCAACGACGAACAACGAAGCCUUGACAAAUUCAGCCGGAGGGUACUUGUCCUCUAUGCCCUACUCUUCAAUGGCAACCCUAUCAGCCUCUGCACCGUUUCCUACGAUCACUCUGGACUUGACUCAGACCCCAAAAAGCGCGCAGCUUCACCGGAUGCCGUCCACUGGCAUGACGUUUCCUCUGGCAUUGCAGGGUUAUCCUCUGCAGCAAAUAGGGAAGUCAGUGCUGUCCCCUCAGAAGCUACCGGAGGUGCCUUCUUGUAUGGUGGAGACGGUGGGUGCAGCUAUUGCCUCUGAUCCGAACUUCACGGCAGCGCUGGCGGCAGCCAUUUCGUCAAUGUUUGGGAGUAAUUUGAAUGGCGAUGGAGGGAGUGGAAAUGGAAUUACCAUUCCUCACCUUAACGACGGGAUUUCUGUGUCGCCUCAGCUUCCUCCGUCCUGCACUACAUUCUCCACCAACUAGUUUGAUGAGCAGCAGAGCAAGGAUAUAUUAUACAGAUACACAUGUACAGAUAACAGAUCCAAGGGCGGAAUUAAACUAGCGCAAUUUUAUUACUUUGGAAAAUUUUUACAUGCAAGGACAAAAGUUAUAACAUA
Molecule: messenger RNA, 1686 nt
Organism: Prosopis cineraria
Lineage: Eukaryota; Viridiplantae; Streptophyta; Magnoliopsida; Fabales; Fabaceae
Product: probable WRKY transcription factor 47
Exons: 6
Coding region: 65-1552 (495 amino acids)
Biological process (GO): regulation of DNA-templated transcription
Molecular function (GO): DNA-binding transcription factor activity; sequence-specific DNA binding
Source: RefSeq, a predicted model, not a curated record